GAGAGGAAGUCGAGGAGGAGCUUGAGUGAAAUCUGACUCUGUUGGAGCUGUUGAUGGGGGUGGGGACCGUCGGGCUCAAUGCGCGCACACGGGUGCAUACCCAAAAACCCUAUGUUCCAUACCAUAAUAACCCUUCACUUUUUUUAAGAUUAUACCCAACUGACUCAUGCUUUAAUACAGCAUACACCUCUGAUAUUUCUGCCAAGCUGUGUGCGUUUGCUGGUCAGAUUCGAUUAGGAAGCUGUGCUUGGCUCUGAGAGAACCAUGGCGACCCAAUCUGAUCUGAUGGAGCUGGAUAUGGCUAUGGAGCCAGACCGCAAGGCUGCAGUCAGUCAUUGGCAGCAGCAGUCAUACCUGGAUUCAGGUAUCCACUCUGGGGCCACCACAACUGCCCCAUCCCUGAGUGGCAAGGGCAACCCAGAGGAAGAGGAUGUAGAUAAUCAAGUGCUGUACGAGUGGGAGCAGGGCUUUAACCAGUCCUUCAACCAGGAGCAGGUAGCAGAUAUUGAUGGUCAGUACGCCAUGACCAGAGCACAGAGAGUCCGGGCGGCCAUGUUCCCCGAGACUCUGGACGAGGGCAUGCAAAUCCCCUCCACACAGUUCGAUUCUAACCACCCCACAAACGUCCAGCGCCUGGCAGAACCCUCACAGAUGCUCAAACACGCCGUGGUCAACCUCAUUAACUAUCAGGAUGAUGCAGAGCUGGCCACACGCGCCAUUCCAGAGCUCACCAAACUACUGAACGAUGAAGAUCAGGUGGUGGUAAAUAAGGCAGCUGUAAUGGUGCACCAGCUUUCUAAGAAAGAGGCCUCUCGUCACGCCAUCAUGCGAUCUCCGCAGAUGGUAUCGGCCAUUGUGAGGACCAUGCAGAACACCAAUGACGUUGAGACAGCCCGCUGUACCUCCGGCACCCUGCACAACCUCUCCCACCACAGAGAAGGCCUGCUCGCCAUCUUCAAAUCGGGAGGCAUCCCUGCCCUUGUGAAGAUGCUUGGCUCCCCUGUGGACUCAGUACUGUUUUAUGCGAUCACAACUCUACACAACCUGCUACUGCAUCAGGAAGGAGCAAAGAUGGCAGUCCGUCUGGCCGGAGGUUUGCAGAAAAUGGUGGCCUUGUUGAACAAAACAAAUGUCAAAUUCCUCGCGAUCACGACAGACUGUCUUCAGAUUCUGGCAUACGGCAAUCAGGAAAGCAAACUUAUCAUUCUGGCGAGCGGAGGCCCACAGGCUCUGGUCAACAUCAUGAGGACCUACACCUAUGAGAAACUGUUGUGGACCAACAGUCGAGUGCUCAAAGUCCUUUCUGUUUGCUCUAGUAACAAACCUGCCAUUGUUGAAGCUGGUGGCAUGCAAGCACUCGGCCUUCACCUCACAGAUCCCAGCCAGCGACUGGUACAGAACUGCUUAUGGACUUUAAGGAAUCUUUCAGAUGCCGCCACCAAACAGGAGGGCAUGGAGGGUCUGUUGGGCACCCUGGUCCAGUUGCUCGGAUCCGAUGACAUUAACGUGGUGACAUGUGCCGCUGGAAUCCUGUCCAACCUCACAUGCAACAACUACAAGAACAAGAUGAUGGUGUGCCAAGUAGGUGGCAUCGAGGCACUGGUGCGCACUGUUCUGCGUGCCGCUGACCGGGAGGACAUCACAGAGCCUGCUAUCUGCGCUCUCCGUCACCUCACAUCCAGACACCAGGAUGCAGAGAUGGCCCAGAAUGCAGUGCGGCUGCAUUAUGGACUACCUGUAGUAGUCAAACUACUCCAUCCUCCCUCACAUUGGCCUCUCAUUAAGGCCACAGUCGGACUGAUCCGUAACUUGGCGCUAUGUCCCGCCAACCACGCCCCACUGAGAGAGCAGGGUGCCAUUCCCCGCCUGGUGCAGCUUCUGGUCCGUGCUCAUCAGGAUACUCAGAGACGCACCUCCAUGGGUGGAACACAACAGCAGUUUGUGGAGGGAGUGCGUAUGGAGGAGAUUGUGGAGGGCUGCACUGGAGCACUGCACAUUCUAGCCAGAGACAUUCACAACAGAAUUGUCAUCAGAGGACUCAAUACUAUUCCUCUUUUUGUUCAGUUGCUGUAUUCUCCGAUCGAGAACAUCCAGCGUGUAGCUGCAGGUGUGUUGUGUGAGCUGGCUCAGGAUAAGGAGGCAGCUGAGGCCAUCGAGGCAGAGGGAGCCACCGCUCCCCUCACAGAGCUCCUCCACUCCAGAAACGAGGGUGUUGCCACAUACGCUGCUGCAGUUCUGUUCCGCAUGUCUGAGGAUAAGCCCCAGGACUACAAGAAACGACUGUCUGUGGAGCUCACCAGCUCUCUGUUCAGAACUGAGCCCAUGACCUGGAAUGAGACUGGAGAUCUGGGGUUGGAUAUUGGCGCACAGGGAGAGCCUCUGGGCUACAGACAGGACGACCCAAGCUACCGCUCCUUCCAUUCUGGAGGUUAUGGGCAGGAUGCCAUGGGCAUGGAUCCCAUGAUGGAGCAUGAGAUGGGCGGGCACCACCCCGGCCCUGAUUACCCAGUAGAAGGCCUGCCCGACCUUGGCCACGCCCAGGACCUGAUUGACGGCCUACCACCAGGCGACAGCAAUCAGCUGGCCUGGUUUGAUACUGAUCUGUAAAUACAAUGACUUUUUAGCUGUAUCGUCUGAUCUGAAUGAACCUGCAUUGUGAUUUUGGCCUGUAGAGUUGCUGAGCGGGCUCAAGAGAGUGGGCUAGUUUCUCUGAAAGUGCCUGACACACUAAUACAAGCUGAGUUUCCUAUGGGAACACAUGGAAGUAAAACUUUUGUUUUGGUCAAAGUUGGUCAGAAUUUGGUGUGAUUGACAGAAGAAAGCCCAAAAAGCAAAUCCUAAGAUGGAAUUUUCAACCUUAGCCUUGCCUGUAAUUUUAUUACUUUUAUUUUUAAAAGGAUAUUUCGGUCUGUAAUGGUACUUGCUUGCUUUAUGAUACUUGUAUUUUAUUUUGCAGAACUUUGUAUUCCUUUUCAGCUGCCUCUCUCAUAGUGUUGAGUUAUAGUAGUAAUGAUCCAUGGAGAUUAUCAAGUUUAUGGUGUAGAACACUAAUUAAUCAGUUGAAUUGUAUUCUGAUCAAAUGUAACAUUGUGUAGCUUUUGUAUAAAACCAAGAAUUGGAGAAGUCCAAAUAUCUGCUCUCUUGCUUUAAUAAAUCACAAAUGUUCAAAAGAGUUUGCAAUCAGUUGGGGCCAGUUUUGUUUUCAUUUUUAAUAUUAUUAUUUUUAUUUUUUUGAUGGUAGCUUUAGAAAGGUUUUGAAAAGAACCCCUAAUUAUUGUAGCCUGUGAUGUCAGUGGGAGGCUUGGUUAUGACCUGGCUAAACAAUAAAAUGGACUUAAA
This is a messenger RNA of Xyrauchen texanus (razorback sucker), 3339 nucleotides long. Its product is annotated as catenin beta-1. Gene Ontology annotation, molecular function: protein phosphatase binding; alpha-catenin binding; cadherin binding. Gene Ontology annotation, biological process: positive regulation of transcription by RNA polymerase II; cell adhesion. Gene Ontology annotation, cellular component: catenin complex; adherens junction. Bases 265 to 2607 code for a protein of 780 amino acids. The transcript is spliced from 16 exons. Lineage: Eukaryota; Metazoa; Chordata; Actinopteri; Cypriniformes; Catostomidae. The record is from RefSeq and is a predicted model, not a curated record.